CAGCUCCAGUGUUAUGGCGUCUGGGGUCACCGGCAGUGUCUCUGUUGCCUUGCAUCCUCUAGUCAUCCUCAACAUCUCAGACCACUGGAUUCGUAUCCGCUCCCAGGAGGGGCGGCCCAUGCAGGUGAUUGGCGCCCUAAUCGGGAAGCAGGAGGGUAGAAACAUUGAGGUGAUGAACUCCUUUGAGCUGCUUCAUCAGUUGGUAGAUGACCGAGCACACAUUGACAAGGAGUACUACUACACCAAGGAGGAGCAAUUCAAACAGGUUUUCAAGGACAUGGAAUUCCUGGGCUGGUAUACCACAGGCGGUCCUUGUGACCAAUCAGACAUCCACAUUCACAAGCAGGUGUGUGAGAUCAUUGAGAGUCCUCUGUUCCUCAAGCUCAACCCAAUGACCAAACACACAGAUCUCCCUGUCAACGUGUACGAGUCUGUCAUCGACAUCAUCAACGGAGAGGCAACCAUGUUGUUUGCUGAGCUGGGGUACACUCUGGCCACAGAAGAGGCGGAGCGAAUCGGAGUGGACCACGUGGCUCGCAUGACAGCCACUGGCACAGGGGAGAAUUCAACAGUGGCAGAACAUCUCAUAGCCCAACACAGUGCAAUUAAGAUGCUCCACAGCAGGGUGAAAGUCAUCCUGGAAUACGUCAAAGCUGUGGAAGCAGGAGAGGUGCCAUUUAACCACGAGAUCCUCAGAGAAGCCAAUGCUUUGUGCCAUAGACUGCCUGUUCUCAGCACCAUCAAAUUCAAGACCGACUUCUACGAUCAAUGCAAUGACGUGGGCCUCAUGGCUUACCUAGAUACCAUCACCAAGACCUGCAACAGCAUGAACCAGUUCAUCAACAAGUUCAACGUCUUGUACGACAGACAGGGCAUCGGCCGGAGGAUGAGAGGACUGUUCUUUUGAGCGAGAGAGAGAGAGCGGGAGGGAGGGAGGGGGGGGCAUGAAAGAAGAUGUCACACGAACUGCAAAUGUUCAUUUGCUUGUCUGUAUUUUGUUAAGUUGUCUCAUCGAACCAGUUUACUGUUUUCAAAGGUAGCAAAUGCUAGAAGUGUCUCAGACCACUUGUCUAUACCAUAAAAUCACACAAACAAACUUCUCACUCGCAGUUUAAGGUUGGUGACUAUUCACAUUAACGAAUCCAUGUACACGAACAGAAAUCACAUUUUUUGCUUUGUUUUGUUCCAUGUUUCUGUAAGUAAUAAAUAAUCUGCAGAUUUUUCGUGGGACUUUGAUUCCUGUUUAUCACAAAAAUAAACGUGGAUCAGAAAACCAGUCAGUAUCUAGUGUGACCACCAUUUGCCUCAUGCAGCGCAACAUCUUUUGUAUAGAGUUGAUUGUGGAGCGUUGUCCCACUUUUCUUCAGUGGCUGUGCGAAGUUGCUGGGUAUUGGCGGAAACUGGAACACACUGGUACACAUCGAUUCAGAGCAUCCUAAACAUGCUUAAUGGGUGACGUCUGGCGAGUAUGCAGGCCAUAGAAGAACUGGGACAAUUUCAGCUUCUAGGAAUUGUGUGCAGAUCCUUGCGGAACAUGAGGUGAUGGCAGCGGAUGAACGGCACGACAAUGGGCCUCAGGAUCUCGUCACGGUAUCCCUGUGCUUUCAAAUUGCUAUUGAUAAUGCAAUUGUGUUCGUUGUCCGUAGCUUUUGCCAUAACCCCACAAUGUUGACAUGAGCAAACCGCUCAUCCGCACAGCCAUCUGCCCAGUAGAGUUGAAACGGAUUCAUCCAUGAAGAGCACACUUUUCCAAUGUGCUUGUGGCCAUUGAUGGUAAACAUUUGCCCACUGAAGUCAGUUACGACACCGAACUGCAGUCCGGUCAAGACCCUGGUGAGAACGAAGAGCACCCAGAUGAGCUUCCCUGCGAUUGUUUCUGACCGUUUGUGCAGAAAUCUUCAGUUGUGCAAACCCACAGUUUCAUCAGUUGUCCUUGUGGCUGGUCUUAGAAGAUCCCGCAGGUGAAGAAGCUGGACGUGGAGGUCCUGGGCUGGUACGGUUACACGUAGUCUGGGGUAGUGAGGCCAGUUGAAAUUCUCUAAAAUGAAGUUGGAGGUGGCUUAUGGUAGAGAAGUUAAUAACAUUAUCUGGUGGACAUCCUUGCAGUCAGCAUGCCAAUUGCACGCUCCUUCAAAACUUGAGAUCUGUGGCAUUAUGAUGUGACAAACACCCAACGGCUAAGACUUUUAGAGUUGAGAUCCUAAUGUAUAAUAGCUAUUUGGCAGGUGUUUUAUCUAAAGCGACUUACAGUAGUGCUUCCAUUUCUGGCGUGGACAGGCGUACACUGGUAUCUGAAACAGUUACGCAAGAGCCCUGUUUAUAUCUGGGCAAACAUGCGUCCUUGGACUUAUCCACAUUCUGAUUGUGCUGGUCGUAAAUUGUCUCAUCUGUCUGCAUUUUGUCCAGAUAUCCUGUCCCCUCCCCUGUAUGCAAAUUAUUUGACAUUGAUGACAUUUACAGGUGAUGCAAUCAAGUUAAGUCACCUGUAGAGGGUGGGAUAAUUAUGGUUUAAAUUUCCAGGUCCCUCUACACUUGUAAGAUAUCCAGACAAUGCUUGUCUGAUGACAUCCAGAGUUUUAAGGGAGCCUGUAGUCAAGUAGAUACAGAUCCUUCAGAGAGUAUUCCCUUUGACUUUAUCCACAUUUUGUUGUUACAGCUUGAAUUUAAAAGGGAUUGAAUUGAGAUUGUUUAACGACACACAAUACUUCAUGUCAAACUGAAAUUAUGGUUUUAGAAAUGUUUACAAAUAAAUUAAAUCA
This is a messenger RNA of Oncorhynchus mykiss (rainbow trout), 2759 nucleotides long. RefSeq names its product COP9 signalosome complex subunit 6. The record is from RefSeq and is a predicted model, not a curated record. NCBI's taxonomy places the organism in Eukaryota, Metazoa, Chordata, Actinopteri, Salmoniformes, Salmonidae. Gene Ontology annotation, cellular component: COP9 signalosome. Gene Ontology annotation, biological process: protein deneddylation. Gene Ontology annotation, molecular function: protein binding; metallopeptidase activity.